AUGGUCAGGCUACGAGCUUCUGGCCUUGGUGGUCUGGCGUCCCUGUUGCUACUGUCUUUUGUAGAUGCCUUUUACAUCCCAGGAUACUCGAUCAAAAGCUACAAAACUGGCGAGCCGGUGCCUCUCAUGGUCAACAAAGUCUACUCCGACAGCACCCAGCUUCAGUAUGCGUACUACGACCUCCCAUUUGUCUGUCCUCCGUCAGAACAUACCAAAUCUCUUGGUGGCCUGCUUAGCGGCAAGAACGUGCCCCUCAAUCUUGGCGAAGUCCUCCGUGGCGAUCGAAUCCGAACGUCCGACAUUGAAUUGAUUAUGAAUAAGGAGACGCAUUGCAAAGCUCUCUGCACCAAGGAGCUCAACGCAGAUGACCUGCGGCGCGCCAAGGAGAUGAUCCGUGAGACCUACGUGACCGAGUGGAUCGUCGAUAACCUGCCCGGCGCCACAAGCUACGUCAGUGUCGACAAGACACGAAAAUACUAUGCUUCGGGGUUCAAGCUUGGUUACAGCGAAUUGUCGCCCUCGACUGGGCAAACCCACUACUACCUGAACAACCACCACACGAUUGUCAUUCGCUAUCGCAAGGCCCCUGGCAAGGCUGGCGACCGUGGCGAGAACAUUGUGGUAGGCUUCGAGGUCUAUCCCAAGAGCAUUGGCAAUGGAAGCAAACGCGACGCUGAGGGCUGUCCCGUCGACUUGCAGCAUGUUGAGCACGCACUAGAGCUCCACAUGGGACCCAACACGACGACAGAAACCGCGCCGCGUUAUAGCGACGAAAUGUUGCUGCAGACCGAGCGACGAUCAUUCGAUGACGAUAGUGAGUCUGGCACUCUAACUGUUCCGUACACAUACUCGGUAUACUUUAGAGAAGACAAUACGAUCGAGUGGUCCCACCGCUGGGAUCUGUACUUUGUCAACCAGGAGGAUGGUGCGCGCAUUCACUGGCUUGCCAUUGUCAACUCCCUCAUCAUCUGCGGCAUGUUGACCGCCAUUGUUAUGGUCAUUUUUGCGCGCACCGUCAACUCGGACAUCAAAGGCUACAAGGAGACGAUGGAGAGCAAGUCUCGUGGCAAGCGGGUCAAGAAAGACGUGCCCACAGGAUUAUUGGACCAAGGGGGCGAUGGUCUGGAUGCUGAUCUCUCUGAUACUGAAGAGGCUUUGGAAGAUGUAACGGGCUGGAAACAGCUGCACACAGACGUCUUUCGAGCACCUCAGCGUGGCUAUCUGCUCGCGCCACUCGUGGGGUCCGGCAUGCAGCUCCUUUUCAUGGCCCUGGGGCUGGUGUUACUCAGCGCUCUGGGAUUUUUGAACCCCAGCUUCCGUGGUGGUUUCAUCAGUGUUGGUGUGGGCUUAUUCGUAUUUGCGGGCGUCUUUUCAGGCUACUUUUCCGCGCGUGUGUUCAAGAGCUUUGAUGGCAAAGACUAUCGCAAGAACGCCAUGGUGACAGCGCUGCUGUUUCCUGGGCUCAUGUUUGGGCUCGUAUUCAUUGUGAAUUUGUUUGUGUGGGCGCAGGCCUCCAGCACGGCCAUUCCAUUUGGCUCGCUUGUUCUGAUUGUGGUCCUGUGGCUCUGCUUCCAGGUGCCGCUGGUGUACGCUGGCGCGUACUACGGCUUCGUCAAGGCUGGUGGGUGGCAGCAUCCCACCAGAACCACGACUAUUCCUCGUCAGCUGCCGAACCACGCAUGGUACAGCAAGUCGAUGCAGGCGGUGCUGCUGGCGGGCUUGAUUCCAUUUGCCGUCAUCUUCAUCGAGCUGCUUUUUGUGUUCCAGUCACUGUGGCAGAACAAGAGUGGCUACUACUACAUGUUUGGCUUCCUUGCAGUCGUGUCGGUGAUUCUGGUCGUGACGAUUGCUGAGGUAACGGUCGUGACCAUUUACAUUCAGCUGUGCUCGGAAAACUACCACUGGUGGUGGCAAUCAUUUUUCGUGGGCGGCAGCAGCGCCGUCUGGAUCUUUGCAUACUCUGUGUGGUAUUACAUGUUUAAGCUGCACAUUACAGGAUUUGUGAGCAGCAUGCUGUUUUUUAUAUACACGUUGAUCGCGUGCUGCGUGUACGGCCUCUUGACGGGCACGAUUGGCUUUUUGAGCGCCUAUGCAUUUGUGAGGCGGAUAUACAGCGCCAUCAAGGUCGACUAA
Messenger RNA from Beauveria bassiana ARSEF 2860, 2133 nucleotides. Its product is annotated as endomembrane protein 70. The transcript is spliced from 3 exons. Bases 1 to 2133 code for a protein of 710 amino acids. Gene Ontology annotation, cellular component: membrane; Golgi apparatus. The record is from RefSeq and is a predicted model, not a curated record. Gene Ontology annotation, biological process: vacuolar transport; protein localization to membrane. NCBI's taxonomy places the organism in Eukaryota, Fungi, Ascomycota, Sordariomycetes, Hypocreales, Cordycipitaceae.